AUGCGAACUCUUUCACUUUUGAUGCUCAUCGCAUCCGUUCAAUCAUCGCUAUCUUAUCAACAGGCUCCGUCAACCCAAACGGAAUGCUUUGAAUUGCCUGUCGUUAUUGUGUCUGCAGUGGAUCGAAGCUUUCCAAAUUCAUCUUGCCACCAAUUGCGUUAUCCUGCUGAAGACUGUCUAAAAGAGGCAGUAAAAACCCGUGUUGAAGUUAUUGAUAAUGUCGACGGAAAGCUCAAUUGCAUCAACGGGGAACGUACGGCCGUUUUUGAACAUUCCAAGGCAAAUUACCGCGGCCAAACAAGCCUUUACUUCAGAAAGCAUCAGUUUAAUCUUAAAUUUCCAGAAGAUACGUCUUUUCUCGGCUUGGUCAAGAACAAAGCUUUCGUAAUGAAUGGACCUUUUCUUGAUUGUACCCUUCAACGCAACCAUCUUGCGCAGUGGUUGUAUCGCUCUACGGGACGCUAUGCAGUGAAAACCAGGCACACUGUCGUCUACAUGCGAACCUCCCCUUCCCAGCAGGAUCCCAAGUACGCUGGGAUUUUCUUACUGCUGGAAAAGCCGACGUAUGACAAAAACCAUGUAAAUCUAGCAGAGCUUAACGCCUCAUGUGCAGCCCGUAACCCGAAAGCGAUGUCUGGCGGCUGGGCGUGGUCGAAUGAUCCACCAAGUUAUGGCUCUUACUCGCCUAAUAUGGUCAUUGACCAAUACCAGAAUGAGUUUGGUAUGGGAGAGCGUCCAAUUUUGGCAUACCCGGAGGGUUCUUCGCUUUCGCAACAGAUGCGCGACUUUUUUGUAAACAUUAAUACUGGUUUCCUUCCUCAAAUGUAUCGUGUACUUUGGUACAAUAUGACAGCGCCACAUGAGCUUGAGAAGCACCUGGAUCUUGGCUCAUACGCUGACUAUUUGCUACAUACGGAAAUGUCUCUAAAUGUUGACGCUUAUCGUCGCAGCACCUUUUUCUUCAAAGAUCGAGAUCAAACGAUUAACGCCGGACCUGUCUGGGAUCUUAAUUUAGCGUACGGUAACGGUGCUCGACGCAAUUUCAAAGACUGGAUCUUUCCGCAAUACACUUAUUGGAAACGUCUUAUGUGCCACUCGAAGCUCGCAUCGUUGGUCAUACAGCGCUGGAAAACACUUCGUGGAAACAACCCAUCAAAGAAUGAUGACCCCGUUUUCGGAGUGUGGAGCGACAACAAGAUUUCAGCAUUUCUGGAAACCAGCUCUGCUCCACUAUCUCGUCAAUUGACGAAAUGUCAAAGCGGAGAUUGGCGUUCGGAUGGCUUGUAUUGUGCUGCUGUCGACUUGGACACUUGCAAUGGAACGUAUGCUGAGCGUGUGAAUGAUAUGCGCAACGCUGUGCUAAAUCGUGCUCACUGGAUGGACGAACGUAUUGAGCAGCUGUACAAGCCUCUUGACGCAAAGGCUUGCUCAGGUGUUGGAGAAAUCCCGAAGUAUAAUUGCGGCCUUAAUGGGAGUGAUGACGGGUGUUUAAAGAAUGCAGAGAAAUAUUAUAAUGCCGUAUUAUUUCCUCCUGUGCGCAAACCGUACUCGGGACCGUCGUGCGACGAAAUUGUCAAGGACACUCUCGACGAUGGAGAAGAAGUUGCAUUCGAAAUGGCACCGUACCAGAAACCUUCCGUUGACUAUUGCUGGCAAUCUGCCGGCAUGUACGUCUAUCCAGAACAAAAAGGUCUUAAAGACAAGACAUUGACACUAUUUUGUAAUGGUUACGGGUCGUGUGCAGAAGGUCCGGGAGCAGUGUGCAAUUGCUCAAUGGCAGUUAAGGUCGAGAAAUACUCUUGCCGUCGUAUUGAUAAUGGAAACGAAUCCAAGCAACACAAUUUUGAGGGGUCAACAACAAAAUCGAUAGAUGCUGACACUCAGACGAGCAAGCAAGAGUCGAGUGAAGAGGGGCAUUUGUCAACGCCGCUUACGGAAGCCUUUGCUGUAUGUUCGGCUGUCACAGCUGUUAUUGUGCUGCUGGUGUUUUUUGGCACCUGGUUGGUUAAGGAGUAUCGUCGUCAUCAGCGCUUAAGCGAGUUCACGCCAGUUCGUUAUGGAAGCAUCGAGAAUGCUCGCACUAUUGCUCAGCAGAAUACUAUUUAG
This is a messenger RNA of Plasmopara halstedii, 2106 nucleotides long. Its product is annotated as Spore coat protein CotH. The transcript has a single exon. NCBI's taxonomy places the organism in Eukaryota, Oomycota, Peronosporomycetes, Peronosporales, Peronosporaceae. The coding region runs from base 1 to 2106 and encodes 701 amino acids. The record is from RefSeq and is a predicted model, not a curated record.